CGGGAUAACUUCAACCUUUGUUAUCGGUGGCACGGUGAUGCACGGUGAUCCUUUUUAACGACGCCGGCGUUUUCUGGAAGCAGAUUCGAACAUAACUAUACGAAAGAAAUCGGCGUAUUAUCUAAUAAGAAGUUCCACAGUUUGGAUCUUUUUUCAUUGAUUAUUGUGAUUUUCGUUGUUGAUUUUGGGUAAUAAUGGGGAGUAAAUCAGAGGACAAAGCGGUUUUUGAUACGGAGUCAGCGAAGCAGAUGGUGAACAAGUUGAGAGCUAGCUUCAUGGCUGGAAAAACUAAAACCUACGAAUGGAGAGUAUCUCAGUUGAUAGCCAUGUUGAACAUGUUGGAAGAGAACGAGCUGCAAAUCGUCUCCGCUCUUCGCGAUGAUCUUUCCAAGCCGGAACUCGAAUCUUCCAUCUACGAGAUAGCAAUGUUAAAGAAUUCGUGCAAAUUAGCACUCAAGGAAAUGAAGCAUUGGAUGAAGCCGGAAAAGGCAAAAACUUCAUUGACUACGUUUCCUUCAUCUGCUGAAAUUGUAUCUGAACCAUUGGGUGUUGUGUUUGUAAUCUCAGCAUGGAAUUAUCCUUUUUUAUUAUCUCUUGAUCCAAUGGUUGGAGCUAUUGCAGCUGGUAAUGCUAUAGUCUUAAAGCCAUCAGAACUAGCUCCAGCCUCAUCAUCCUUGCUUGCAAAGCUAGUAGCUGGUUAUUUGGAUGGCUCUUGCAUUAAGGUUGUUGAAGGAGCAGUUCCAGAAACAUCAGCACUACUGGAGCAAAAGUGGGACAAAAUAUUUUAUACAGGCAACGGAAGAGUUGCACGCAUUGUAAUGGCAGCAGCUGCAAAGCACUUAACACCGAUUGUUCUAGAGCUCGGAGGGAAGUCACCUGUCAUUGUUGAUUCAGGCAUCGAUUUAAAGGUUGCAACUAGGAGGAUAAUUGCAGGGAAGUGGGGGUGUAAUAAUGGACAAGCAUGCGUUUCUCCUGAUUAUAUUAUUACAGCAAAAGAUUAUGCUGUGAAGUUGGUAGAUUCUUUCAAAUGUGAAUUGCAGCAAUUUUAUGGAAAGAACCCAUUGGAAUCAAAAGACUUGUCUCGCAUAGUGAACUCUAACCACUUUGAUCGCUUGUCAAAACUAUUGGAAGAGGACAAGGUUUCUAGUAAGAUUGCCCAUGGUGGAGCGAGAGAUGAAACAAACUUGAAGAUUGCUCCCACUAUCUUGCUCGAUGUCCCAAUAAAUUCUCUAAUCAUGAAGGAAGAGAUAUUUGGCCCAUUGCUUCCAAUUAUCCUGGUCGAUAACGUGGAAGAGAGUUUUGAUAUGAUAAAUUCUUCUGGACCAAAGCCACUAGCAGCAUAUCUUUUUACCAAUAACAAUAAGCUAAAGGAGAAGUUCGUUGCAGAGGUCUCUGCCGGGGGUUUAGUCGUCAAUGAUACUACUGUACAUCUUGCUGAGCACAAUUUACCAUUCGGAGGAGUUGGGGAGAGCGGAAUGGGUUCGUACCAUGGGAAAUUCUCCUUCGAUGCUUUUAGCCAUAAGAAGGCUGUUCUGUAUAAAGGCUUUUCCGGUGAUUCAUCUCUGAGGUACCCCCCAUACACACGCGGAAAGCUCAGAUUGUUGCAGGCUCUUCUCAGUGGUAGCAUACUACGCAUAAUCCGUGCUUUGCUGGGAUGGUAACAAGUUCCACCGUCUUUCCUUUUAAGCUAAUUUCGUAUGCA
Messenger RNA from Hibiscus syriacus, 1702 nucleotides. RefSeq names its product aldehyde dehydrogenase family 3 member H1-like. Gene Ontology annotation, molecular function: aldehyde dehydrogenase (NAD+) activity. Gene Ontology annotation, biological process: aldehyde metabolic process. The coding region runs from base 195 to 1661 and encodes 488 amino acids. Gene Ontology annotation, cellular component: cytoplasm. NCBI's taxonomy places the organism in Eukaryota, Viridiplantae, Streptophyta, Magnoliopsida, Malvales, Malvaceae. The record is from RefSeq and is a predicted model, not a curated record. The transcript has 10 exons.